Messenger RNA from Pocillopora damicornis (cauliflower coral), 2100 nucleotides. Its product is annotated as tyrosine kinase receptor Cad96Ca. Gene Ontology annotation, molecular function: transmembrane receptor protein tyrosine kinase activity; ATP binding. Gene Ontology annotation, biological process: positive regulation of kinase activity; protein phosphorylation; multicellular organism development. NCBI's taxonomy places the organism in Eukaryota, Metazoa, Cnidaria, Anthozoa, Scleractinia, Pocilloporidae. Gene Ontology annotation, cellular component: signaling receptor complex; plasma membrane. The record is from RefSeq and is a predicted model, not a curated record.
AGAACUCCUGAUCCAAUUAGUUCUUCUGACGGAGUGAUCCGUCAAGAAUACUCAGUGAUUCCUCCUAUACUUCCCAACCCGACCGAAAAGGACUGGGAAUUACCCAGAGAGAAUCUCGUGUUUGUGAAGGUGAUUGGCAGGGGAGCUUUUGGUAAAGUGGCUCGAGGAAUGGCUAAGGGAAUAAAUGACAACAAGGAAGACGUGGUUGUGGCUAUCAAAAUGUUGAAAGAAAAUGCCACCGACGAAAACAGACAGGAUCUCCUCGCUGAACUAAACAUGAUGAAGAAGCUUGAACCACAUCAAAAUGUUAUUCAGUUGCUGGGCUGUGUCACCAAAUCAGAUCCCGUUAUGGUUGUAACGGAGUAUGUGCCACAUGGAGAUCUCUUAGGUUUUCUGAGGAAGAGCCGUGGACUUUGCGACACAUAUUACAACGACACUGAAAUAAAACCCCAAAGCUCUCUUAGUUCUAACCAAUUAUUCAGCUUUGCUUGGGACAUUGCGAAUGGCAUGGAUUACUUGUCUUCGAUGAAGAUAGUUCAUCGCGAUCUUGCAGCACGUAAUGUACUAGUUGGUGAUAGAGAGACCUGCAAAAUAACGGAUUUUGGUUUGGCAAGGGAUGUUUUUAAAGAAGACCUCUACAGAAGAACAGCCACGGGUCGUCUCCCUGUAAAAUGGACUGCAUUUGAAUCUUUGUUAUAUGGAAAGUGUACAACGAUGAGCGACAUAUGGAGCUAUGGAAUCCUGAUGUACGAAAUCUUUACCAUAGGAGGUUCACCAUAUCCGAAUAUCGACGGAAAAUCUUUAGCCUCUUUACUUCAAGAAGGUUACAGAAUGCCCAAGCCUCCACAUUUGGAUGAACAAUUGUAUAAAGUCAUGAAAGCCUGUUGGAAUAAAAAACCCGAGGAGCGACCAUCAUUUGCAGAGCUGCGCAGGACCAUGGAAGACAUGGGCAAAGAGAAAGAGACCUACAUCAACCUUAAGGACUACGAUAGCAAACUUUACCAGAACGUUGAUGAUAUGGAAGCUUAGGCUUUGGUGCUUUUUUAAAAUUGCAUACACUGUAUAAAAAUAGGGCUCUUUGCUAAGUCAGUGAACACCUGAUAAUGUAGCCAUAUGGUGUUAAAUGAGAUUCUUUUAAUUAAGUACAGUACUGUGCCAGUGUGAUGCAAACGAUAAUCGCCGAUUAUCGCGAUCGUCGUGAUGCAUCGGUGAUAUAUGAGCGAUGUUUCAGUUGAAAAUAUCGCAGGGCUGUUGUUGUCCAGUACUGUUUUCAAGCCACAAAAUUAUGCACGUAAUAGAAUGUUAAAUACACGGCACACAUUUUCAUCAUUCAAAGUGAGUUCUAAAGGGCCCUCCAGAACGAACAAAGAUGUUUUCCUUCAAACAUGUAUUUUUUUUUGUCAUAAAAUACUGUAUAGGUUUACAAUUGUAAAGUUUCGUUAAAGCUAGCAUAGUUAAUAUGCCCUGAAUUCAGUUGGGACGUAUCAAAUCGAAAUGAAACCAAGGACAGAAUAGACAAAAUAUUAUUUAAUUUCAAAGUAUAUUUAAAUUGGAUAGUGUUUGGCAAGCAUUCUUAGAAGGCUUCUAUACACUUAAAGGUAGGAAUAGACGCCCUUAGAUUGAUGGCGUUAGUGAUGGAUGUGUUGCGGUUCAAUUUUAUCCAUGAUUCAAAUUUUAUUUUCCUUUGUUUCAAACUCAUUAUCAUACAUUACAAUACCCAAGAACAAAAGAAAAGAAAAUUUGAACCCAUCGUAUACAUUGAUUCAAUUAACAGGUGACAGUGGGUACAAAAAAUAUCUAGUGUAACUUUUGUAGUAAAAUUCAGAAAUACUAGCGUCUAUUUUAGUUUAAAAUGAAACUAAGAAGGCCUCGAAGCGAUUGAAUGUGGCUGGCCUUUUGACUCAGUUGUUAAGGGCGCUACACCGCUAACGUAGGUUGGUCAUAAUUUUCAGGUUUGGCAUAGGUGGGGUAUAGUAAAAGUGUAGUGGACUUACAUUCAAGAUACCAAGAUACCAUACCUUUGUUUCGUACUUUUUUUACCUAAACAAGUUAUAUCAUAUAGUUAAAUGUCAGAAAUUACAAAGAAAUUAACUCGAAAAA